UUUCUAAAAAUGAAUUUGGACACAAGUCUUCAAGUCCAUUCCAAAUUGGAAAAGGAAACCUCAAACAUGGUAUUGCUAAGAGAAAGGGUGGAGAAAUAUCAUGACCUGUCCAAUCAGAUGUCUGGCAUACUAACCGUUUUUGAGCAACGUUUGGGUAAAUUGGAAAAGACCAUACUGCCCGUCUACCAAGAAACCGAACAACUACAGAAGAGGCAACAGAAUUUGGAAGCCACCUUAAAUUGUCUGGAAACUGUAUUAUCUCACUACGAUGUCACCCAAGAGGUUUGUGGUUUAAUACAUCAAGGCCCCACCGAGGGCAAUGUCGGUGUAUUUCUCGAGGCAUUGGGACGUCUUCGUUCGGCCAAUGAAUACUUUCUACAUCACAAUUCACAAAGUGUUGAGCUGGAAAAUGUUACGAGUCUCUUCAAUACGGGCUGUGAAGGCCUAAAUAAUCAUUAUCGUUUACUUUUGAAAAAAUAUGGAAUGCCCCUGAAACCAGUUGAUAUCUUGGAUCUCAUUUAUAAUGAAGAUGAUUCAUCUAAUGAUGAGUAUACCUCAUUUAGACAAUUGACACAGAGCACCAGGGAAGAGCUGUUUACAAUUUCUCAUUGGUUAGAACAGAAUCUUCGAUUUGAGUAUACAGUCAUCUAUGCCGCGGAAAGAGGUGAAGUGGUCUUUAGAUCAUUGCAAAACUUGAAAGAUCAUCAGAAAAGCAGCAGUUGGGGUAAUGAAGCUUUGGUAAGUAAAUACUAUGGAAAGAAAUCUCGUCAAUCUAUUGCCGGACGUCAAGACACAAAAAAGAGUCCCUCAAUGCGCUUGCAACAAAUUUUUGAACGCAAGGCAAAUAAAUUGUAUCUAAAAGCCACUCAGACCCUCAAUAGUACUGGUAUUUCCAUUAAAAAAGCCACAUCGCAUUCUGAACAUUUAUCCUCUGAAGAAUAUGCUGAUGGUGAUCAGGAAUUGGAUAAAUAUUUAGUUAUGCUGUUGGGAUUGCAACGUCUAUUGAAUUGGGAACGAGCCCUAAUGCAAGAAAUCAUACCAUUCAAACACCAAUCGGAGGUCUUUGCCAAAUUGGCAAAUAAAUCCAUUGAUAUGGUUGUCAAAGAUGUUGAGGCCAUAACAAAUCGUAUAAUGCGUAGUAUAACACGCAAAGAAUGGACUUCGGCAUUGGGUAUAUUUAAGACAUUGAAAAAUGUGUUGCUAUUGCAACCGGAUAUCGAUCGUACCUAUGAUGUACAGCAAAGGGAACAGUUGACAAAGGUUUUGAAUAAAUUACAAUACACGGGAGCCAAAGCCUUGGAACAUUUCUUGGAAGUUGUACGCGGCGAUUCUACCACGAAUAUUGUGAGCAUGAGCUCAAGUACCUUGGGUUAUGUUAAUGUACCCAAAGAUGCCACAGUCCAUGAGUUGACAUCCAAUACAAUAUGGUUUAUUGAGAAUCUUUUGAAUCAUUAUGAUGUUAUUGGUGUCAUAUUACAACCAGAUGUCCUCUACUCUACUCAGUUGGAUUCAAUACUCAUUAAGAAACAAUUACCAGAAGAAGAGCACAAUAAGGCCUUGUUGGCCAUAUAUAUAAAAAAAGCCUUGGCCGAAUUAAAUUUAUCGAUCAUGAAUAAAUGCGAACAGUAUAACGAUCAGGCGACCAAACACUUAUUCCGUUUAAAUAACAUUAACUAUAUUUUGAAUUCAUUGAUAACAUCAAAUCUAAUUGAUAUUGUUACAAUUGCGGAACCCGAUUGCCGUAAUAGUUAUAUCGAAACUAUCAAAGAAUUGAAAUGUUCCUAUCAAAAAACAUGGUCCAAAAUGUUGUCAAAUAUUUCGCCAUUGGAUGAAUUACCAAAACCAAUACAGGGCAAAGUUAAGGAUAAGGAUCGUAGCAUUUUGAAGGAGAAAUUUUUGGCCUUCAACAAAGACUUUGAGGAGGCAUGUAAAAUUCAACGUGGAAUUUCCAUACCGGAUGUCACACUGCGUCAAGGCAUUAAACGUGACAAUGAAGAGCAUAUUUUACCAAAAUAUAAUGAAUUCUUUAAUAUGUAUGCUGGUGUACAUUUUAGUAAGAAUCCUGAAAAAUAUGUCAAAUACAAACCGCACGAAAUCAAGGCUUGUCUUAAUAAACUAUUCGAUGACUCAGCCUAA
Molecule: messenger RNA, 2136 nt
Organism: Musca vetustissima
Lineage: Eukaryota; Metazoa; Arthropoda; Insecta; Diptera; Muscidae
Gene: Exo70
Product: exocyst complex component 7
Exons: 10
Coding region: 10-2136 (708 amino acids)
Biological process (GO): exocytosis
Cellular component (GO): exocyst
Molecular function (GO): phosphatidylinositol-4,5-bisphosphate binding
Source: RefSeq, a predicted model, not a curated record